CAUCAGCUGACGGCUGCAUUUUAACAAUCAGCUGUUGUUUGACCACCAUACAAUCGAACGACGAUAAAAUACUCUAUCUGGGGAGCCAAAGGGAAAAUACGACAUGUUUGUUUGAACUAACAUGGCGAGCUGGAAGAGUCAUGCGCGUGCUCGACUGCAACUCAGGGACCAGAGAGAGAAACUUCCAUACGAAGGCGUUUAUACAAGCUUGUCUCAGUUUGAAGAACGCUUUGAAAUUCGCCAGCAGUUUUUAGAAGAUGUCCAGGCAGGAAACUCAGAAAAUGGAGUCAAAAUUGAAAACGUCAGAAUACUUCAACUGGGCCUCAGAGAAAGUGAACAUUUGGCGGAAAAGCUGUCCCAGACCGUCUCUGACCUGACCAUUGUCAUGCACCUCAAAGAUGCCGAACUGCAGCACUGGCAGUCACGCGUGUCCCACAACCGCCAAGAGGCUCUAACUCUGGCUAAAGCAAGCAAUGCCUUGAAGGCCACCAUUCACCAACAUGAGUAUACCAUCGAGCAUCAGACUAAAGAGCUAGCCGCCUUGCACAUGGAGCAGAGUAGCCUGAAGGCUGCGCUGUCAGAAGCUUGGAGGGAGAAGGAGGAUCUCUUGCGGAGGUGGAUGGAGGAGAAAAAGCAAGAGGCAGACAGGCUGAAUAAGUACAACAUUGCACAGGAAAGGUGGCAUCGUGUAGCCAGGCACUUAAGGAAGCGCAUGUGCAAGAAUGGGGAAAAAAACAGUGAGCCUAUUCCAAGCAGUUCUUGAAAGUGAUGCAGAAAACUCCGAAAAAUGGUGGAUGAGUGGUUACUAUGUCAGACUUUCGAUCAAGAAGUUCCUGGUUUCAAUAACAACACGUGCUUUCCAGUUUGGAUUUUGUGUGUUCUCCCCUAACUUUUGUGGGUAUUCUAGCUUCCUCUCACAUUCCAAACCAUUAAUGUUUGGGUGGCUUAUCAAGGAGUUCAAGUAACAUGAAUAUCUUAUAACAUUAUUAUUACAUCAUUAUUAAUGCCGUGUAAACACAAUGAUGCAUACGUCAUCAAAGUACCUUGUUUCACCUUAUUACAUAAUAGACGAUGUCACAGUAUGUAAGCCUUCAGUCACUUUAUUUAUUUUUUUGCAAAGGUCUUUUUCAGUGUUAUUUUCAAACAU
Molecule: messenger RNA, 1147 nt
Organism: Corythoichthys intestinalis (scribbled pipefish)
Lineage: Eukaryota; Metazoa; Chordata; Actinopteri; Syngnathiformes; Syngnathidae
Exons: 6
Coding region: 122-763 (213 amino acids)
Source: RefSeq, a predicted model, not a curated record